This is a messenger RNA of Encephalitozoon cuniculi GB-M1, 345 nucleotides long. RefSeq lists its product as uncharacterized. Bases 1 to 345 code for a protein of 114 amino acids. Lineage: Eukaryota; Fungi; Microsporidia; Unikaryonidae. The record is from RefSeq and is marked provisional. The transcript has a single exon.
AUGAUCAGGCUUGGGGAGAAUCCUGUCUUCGGGAAGAUUUACCAAAUAAGAUAUAGAGACAGGACGGCGGUAGCGAAAAGACUCCGUGGGGUGACUGUGAUACAGACAUAUGGAAUGAGGAUCGAGGGGAGCAUCACAUGCACAAAUGAGAGCGACCUGCUGGAAGCUCUACGGCGGCUGGCACCCAGGAGGGAGGAUGUGGCAAUAUUGAGUCCCUCCACAUUGAUAGUCAACGCAGAGAUAUACAAAAUGUUUAGGCUGCUGAAUGCUGUGGGCAUAUCGCUAUUUUUAUUUGUUCUUCAAGACAACCCCGUCUGGUACGCGGACGAGGUUAUGCGCGCCUGA